GUCAAUCAGCCAGCCCUUUCACUCUCUUGACCUGCAGAAAGAAUUGAGAAUCAGAUGGCUGUCUCGGAUUACUUUUGGUUCGAUGACGGAUCGCUCAUCUUGGAGAUACAAUCGAAGAGGUUCAAGAUUCAUCGGACUCUACUCACAAGACAUUCGCCGUACAUCUCUUCUCUUCUUCAGAAUGCCGUGCCGACGAUGGCAGAACCGCAGGCAGUUGUUAUAGACGCAUCGCGGGACACGUCGGCUGAAGAUUUCGAGGUCCUGCUCCAGCAUCUGUACCAUGACUUCCCAGUCACGGUAGAAACCCCAUUCCCUCGCAUCGCCGCUAUCGUUCGCAUCACAUCUCCUGGACAGUUGCAUUUCCCCUCCUUGCAUGACGUUUCCUUGCGAUACUUUGCCUCGCUGUUUCCGAGCGGACCCACUCCGUUCGUGCACCCGCAUCCGUUAGAGGAGGCGCUGGAUCUGGCCACCGCCUUCGAGGUGACUUCUAUCCGGAAGGGUCUCUACUACAGUCUAAUGACUUCGACCGACUUUGACACUGGGCCUGCCUCAUCGGACUUUGUUACGCACUCCGGAACAGAAUCAGAUACUCAGGCGCUAUCCGCAGUGGCUGAAUCUGCGGAGCUUCCUGGAAAGGUGCCCUUGGACAUCUACAGACACACACUCUCUGCCAAAGACGCCCAAGUCUGUAUGCAUCUGAUGACUCAAUUCAUAGAGUACUUCACCCCUGUGCUUUUCACGCCCCCUGCGACUGCGCACAUGGCAUGCACCGAUGUUUUCGCAGACACGUGGCUCAGGUUGGUCAUUGAGCCAGCGCUUGGGAACGAAGGGGUGUACAAGCCCCUCGAAACGCUGGAGAACAUCAAGCACAUCGACUGGGCCAAGCACGGUCUGUGCGAGGUUUGUGUUGUGGACAAGAUUGCGGAGUGGUCCGAAGAGCAACACACAAUAUGGCGACUGAUGGACGGAUGGCUGCAUGCCUGAACCCAGUGCCUGGCACUUUCCGAAUCACGACUGUAUUAGACCAUGCGCCAAUAAAUGUAUGCAUUUGAGUUCGAAA
This is a messenger RNA of Mycena citricolor, 1060 nucleotides long. The record is from the annotation of a GenBank genome assembly. NCBI's taxonomy places the organism in Eukaryota, Fungi, Basidiomycota, Agaricomycetes, Agaricales, Mycenaceae.